GUGAAACAAACGCACAUCGCGUGUAGAUAGAUGAGUAAAGACGUGUAGAGGAUGGUGAUAAACUGACUCGCUUUUCCGAUUUAAACUAACUCGCUAGCGAGCUAUGCUUGCCGCGGUUUAUUAUGAGCGGAGGUCGCUUUGACUUUGAAGAUGGUGGAACUUACUGCGGAGAAUGGAAAACCAGCAAGGCACAUGGAUAUGGCAUCUGUACCGGACCAAAAGGACAAGCUCGUUACGAAGGCUCUUGGAACAACGGCUUCGAACUCAGCGGAGUUUAUGUUUGGCCUAACGGCCAUCGCUUUGAGGGUGAAUGGCUCGAUGGACGCAGACACGGACUUGGCGUUGAAUAUCGAGGAAAAUGGACUUACCAAGGCGAGUGGGAAGAAGGUUUUAAAGCGCGUUACGGUGUGCAGAAGUCGCAAAGCGGGGCGCGCUAUGAGGGAAGUUGGACGUCUGGACUACAAGAAGGUUAUGGAAUCGAGGUUUACGCUGAUGAAGGAUAUUACUAUGGGCAGUGGAAAACAGGAAUGCGUUCUGGAUAUGGUAUCCGACAUGGAGAGGUUAAGCAAGAAAGCAGCAGUACAAAGCAUUAUAGACGUUGUAUCUCUAGACAGUCGACUGUGGAUAAUUUUAAAUCUAAUGGUGUUCUACCUAACAGUAGUCAGAACAGUAGAACAUUUGCACGUCACCGCAAGACACCCUCACAAACUUCUGAAACGCAGUCACAUUCUCCCAGAUCAGCAAGUGAUCCAGAGAAUGCCAGUCAAAAUGGAUCAUUGAAUAGUACGAUGGGAAGUGGCUCAGCUCAGUCCUACACAAUGGAAACUGUGGAUUCAAAUGGACAAAUUGAAAGGGCAAACAGUCGCUUGAUAGAGACAUAUAGAGGUGAGUGGAAGAAUGACAAGAGGCAUGGAUUGGGUAUUGUGUAUGAUACUGACGGGUUCAGCUACAUGGGCGAAUGGAGUGAAAACAUGCGCCAUGGUUUGGGUGUGGCCACCUUUCCAAAUGAAACGAAACUGGAAGGAGAGUGGAAAAACGACGAGUUAGUUACAGACAAUAAAAAGAAGGGUCCAUUAGUUUCUCUUGUGACAAGAUUUAAACAAAGACUGAGAGUAAUUUGUGAGGGAGCACAAGAUGCUGCAGAAACAGCUGAUCAGAAAUCACAGAUUGCACUGUCAAGAGCUGCGGCAUCACGAGAUAAAGCUGGAGAUGCAGUUGGUGCUGCAGAGAAUGCUGUUUCAGCAGCAGCAAUAGCUCAGAAGCGGGUCCGUGCUAUCAUGUCUAAGAUGAAUGACAAAACUUAGAAUGUAAGAUGGCAUUUAGAUGUGUUGGAAUAUUUUCAGGCAGUUUUACUAUAGAGAUGUCUUAAGCACCUCACUCAUGGUUCACAGCUGCUUCAUCAUUGUGCUUAACCACAGCAUUAGCAAUAUGCCGACACACAAAGUUGGCUUACAUGACAAUCCCCAUUCAAGUGCUUAAACUCACUGAAGUCUGCUCACCUAGCAUGGUUGAAGGCUGGAAACAGUCAGUCAGCAGUGUCCGGAUACAUGUAACACCAUGUUGUUAUGCAACUCAAGAGCCAGCAAAGCUUUUAUGCAAAUAUAUACAGCUUAGCUACAUGUAGUAAGUCAUAAUAUUAUCUAAUAUUGUAACAGUUGCAAAUUCAAGUAGGCUUGUAAAUGUACAGUAUAUACGGACUUCAUUGAGAAGUUCAUAAUUUGUGGAAUUGUCUGGUGGAUUUGAGGUAAAAUGAUACUCAGGAUUAUUGGUAGAAUUGACAUUGAUUAAUGUUGCAAUUUUGCACCAUGGCAGGAAAAUUGUUCUCUGUAGCUGUCAAUGUAUUAAAGAUGGGGACCAUAACGAUGCAGCAAUUAAGACAUUUGAGCUUUUUCCACUUGGAUCUUCUCCAAAGCUUUUGGUUUUAAAAAUUUUGUCUUUUAAUUAUGACCCCUUGUUAUAACUUUUGGUUGCCUAGUAAAUUAAAGAAUAUUUGAUUCAGAAUUAAUUGAAAUUUUUUAAAUUCAGGUAUGAAGAUCUGAAAGUAAAACAUAUUAGACCUAAAACUUCACGUUUGGUUUACAAUUCAUAUUUACUUUGGUGUACAAUAUACCUUUUGUUCAGUUUAGGAACAGUAUUUUGUAAGUGAAAUAAUUUUUUAAAUCAUUGUAGUUGAGUAUAGCGUUUAAAGAAUGUCUGAAAUGAGAGGUAAAUUCAUAGUCCAAGUAUAUGUUGGGCAUAUUGCAGAAGAUUUGUCAUGUACCAUCUUGAAAAAUUGUAAUUUGCUGUUCACGUUAAGCAUCCCCAUCAAUUGAGUAGUGUUCUUUUCUUUGUUGUUGUUGUUUUUUUAAUAUUUUGCACUUUUUUUCAAUUUCUGAUGGCUUCGUAAUAUGCAAUUGAAAAAAUUGAAAUGUUUUGACUGACUUAGCUACUUACAGGGUAAAUGGUUCCUCAGCAGAAUAUUUUGUUUGUUUUUCUUUAUACCAGAAAUGUGUUGACAAUAUGAAAGUGUGGGCACAAUGAGAACAGUAGUAGUAUGGUGUUAUUGAGUGAAUUCAUCAUAUAAUUUGUAAAUUUUCCUUUUUAGAAUACCUUUAGCAAUGCCCCUUAGUGAUCAACUGGCAUUUGAAUGUACUCAGGUGCUUCUUUUAGGCCAAAAGAAAUAUGCCUAAGCUAGCAUAAUUUAUUUCUAUAUGUGUUACAUUGAUUUGCUUUUUUACCAAAAAAAUUUAAGGGCAAAACUUUAUUCCUUUAUUUCUGUAUUGUUAAUUAGAAUGCUUUUUUUUUUACCAUGGUGAGUUUUCAUUUGUCAAAGACUAAUGCAGCUAUUGAACAUUGGUUAAAGUUGUUGAAGCAAACUUUUGUGAAGGCGUCUGGUUCAGGAAGACAAACAAAAAGUGUGGUUAACUGAUUUUACACUAAAUGAGGUGUCAAAUUGUUCUUGUCAACCUGUGAUUGACCUGUUUUACAAUGAACAAAGUUACUGAUUUUCAGUCUAAUUGCUCUCUUAGGUACCUGUUGAUCAGUAAUUUUUUUUUUUAAAUCAUUGCCUUUGUAUGGAAUACCUAAUAGUUUAUCUAGUUUUAAAAACCUCAUAUGACCUAAACCCAGCAGCUAUGCAUUAGAUUAAGUAAACAUUUUCUUUGUUCAGUGCAUUUCUUGGAACUUAACCCUUGUACUCCUAAGAUCUUACUAAUAACUCUUCUUACUGUCUACCAUACAAUCCUUGUGAUGUUAGAUUGGAGAAUUUGGUGUUGGAUCAACUAAUAAUCUCCUGGUUGAUAUUUGUGUUUAUUCUCAUCACUUGUAUGCAUGAUAUUGUAUUGAUAUUGUGAGGAGAAAUUAUUUCUUGGUCACUCACAGGAGUCAAAGGGUUAACAGUGCUAAAGGGCUUACAAUUUAAUGCAACUUUCUUGUGUAAUAAGGAAUGCGUGGCAAACCCAAAGGAAUUUCAUAGAAUGCGUGUAAUGCUUAUUUUAGAAUUCUUAAAAUUAAUUUUUGGAGCUUUUUAAAAGCUGAGGCUGGGUGCGAUUUUGACAAAUACCCUAGUAAGGCGGAUUGUUAGCAGAGAGGAUAUCUGGGGAAAAUUAAUUUUGCAGAAUGGCAGAAUGUUUUGCUAUGUUAGAGAACUGUUGCCAGUGAUUUGGUUUAACCAGUUGUAAAUGCAUACACUAUGUAGUGUCCUUGAGGUUAAAACUAGUUAUUUUAGUAUAGAUUAGUGAAGAAGACGCCAACUAAUGGAAGUAAAAUGGAUUUAUUUUUGUAUCCAUUAGCUGUAAAUUAGAAAAUGAAGGGAAUAAAGUAUUUUUAUAGAGACAAAUGAA
Messenger RNA from Pocillopora damicornis (cauliflower coral), 3821 nucleotides. RefSeq names its product junctophilin-3. NCBI's taxonomy places the organism in Eukaryota, Metazoa, Cnidaria, Anthozoa, Scleractinia, Pocilloporidae. The record is from RefSeq and is a predicted model, not a curated record. Gene Ontology annotation, cellular component: junctional membrane complex; plasma membrane; endoplasmic reticulum membrane.